This is a messenger RNA of Oncorhynchus keta (chum salmon), 5697 nucleotides long. RefSeq lists its product as uncharacterized. The transcript has 16 exons. Bases 2459 to 5164 code for a protein of 901 amino acids. Lineage: Eukaryota; Metazoa; Chordata; Actinopteri; Salmoniformes; Salmonidae. The record is from RefSeq and is a predicted model, not a curated record.
UGUUUAGUAAGGUUGGCUUCAUAGCAAUCACAGAAAAAUAAAGUGGUGACAGCUGCAUAGAAGUACGGUAUUUGACAAGAGUUAAAGGGUAUAUUGGGAGGUGGUGUCCCGUCCCCCAGGCCGUUUGCAUGGUGUACUGUACUACCUGAUAGGAUCAUGUAGUGGAAUGGUAACGUUAGUGGGUUUUUAAUGAGUGUAGGUAGCAGCUGCAGAGAAAUACCUUGGCGUACGAGAUUUUACUGCAGAAGUAAUGGGGGAUUUUAAUGAAAUAGGGGUAUAUACUGUAGGUGUAGGGUUAGUUGGUGGAUUUAUUUAUUUUAGGAACAGGAAUAAUGAGAAUUUAAUGUUGGUAGGAAAUGACUGGCCUCACUUUAGUACAGCAGCGGUGUAUGUACAUUUAAAUUGUAUGCGAUAGGCCAAUCCCGAAGAAGGAGAAUCAAAUCAAAUGUAUUUAUAAAGCCCUUCUUACAUCAGCUGAUAUCUCAAAGUGCUGUAUAGAAACACAGCCUAAAACCCCAAACAGCAAUGCAGGUGUAGAAGCAAUGCAGAGAAGAGGCUAGCUGGCUUGUGCUUGUAGUCAAACAUUUUUUUUUUUAAAGAUGUUAAACGAAAUCGUUUUUCGUGCGCGUGUAGCGUCCGUUAUGGAAACUUUAACAUCAGCAGCCGUGCGAGCAGUGUGUCUAAUAAUGGAAGAAAGCUACGCUGCUCUACGUGUGGAAAUUGAGUGUAGCCAUGAACCGAACAGGAAGCCCCUGACGAUGGAGAAGGAGACUGUGCAAGCAUUUAACCCAUGCCGUUCUCCUGAUCGUAUACAAAUGGAAGGUUUGAGAAAGACCCCUGUUGAUGAACAGCAGGAUGAAGACGAGGCCAGCGGUGCUGAUAUGGAAGAUGAUCCCAUGGACCACGGAAGAUGAGAUAAAAAGAUUUGUAAAUGCAAUUUGGACUGUAGGACAUAUGGCCAUUAUCAUUGCCCCCAGUGUGAGAGAACUAUCAUCAGGAGGGAUGCCAUGACAAGUCAUCUGCUGUUGUGUCAAGGGGCUUCCGCUCCUGUUUCAUCAGCUGUACUGCCCACGCCUGCUGUAAACCAGCGUAUUAAAAUCACCACCCAUAUCCAACUGCCUCAUAGUCCAGCCUAUAGGACUCUGACGACUAUGUGUGAUCACUGUGGCUUUGUGCUCCUGAGAAAGAACUUGAAGCAGCACCUGCUGAGGAAACACCCGGAGAUAGCCACUCCAUUGGAGGGAGCACAAUCAGAUCCUGUGUCUGUGGCACAACAACACGGCACCAUGAAACAUGCUGAAGGGACCAGGCGGAGACGGAGACUGACCGCCACCUGCACCAUAUGUGGGCGUCUGGUGACCAUGAAGAACAUGCGAGCACACAUGAACAGAAAACACCCUGAUUCCUGGUAGAUGCCUGCUUUGCAAACAUAGGCAUUAUAGCCUGAUCCCAGAUCUGUUUGUGCUUUUUGCCUUUUGUCAUUGAGAAGCAAAACAAUUUGGCCAAGGAAAAGAGUACAAGGAGUGGAAUGUUAGCAAAACAGGUUCUGGAUUUCAGGCUUAAUGCUUAAUGCAUCAACUACUUAAUUGAUGGCUGAGUUCUAUUAUAUAUUUUUUUUAUAACAAAUCUUGUACAUUCAUGUUGUAUAUAUUUUUUACCAUACAAAUAGAGAAAAUUGCAUUUGUUAAUCUGACCCUUCAGUGUUAUUGGGUUAUGUUUAUGACUUGGCUGCCAGUUCCAUUUCCAAGGCCUGAGUUCUUGCAAACAAGCAAUUGGUGAGAAUUUAUAGAAUAGAAUUUAUACCACUAUAAACAUUUAGUUAUUUAGAACAUUUCUGGCAGUCUCUAUAACUUGUUAAAGUUGACUAUUGUACUUGUAUUUUGAAAAGCUGGGGAAUCAUGCUCCACUCACUCACUGGUCCAAAUCAAGUUAUUUAGCUUAGAAUGUUAUAGCUUUAUAGUUUUACAAGGCAAGUCAGUUAAGAACAAAUUCUUAUUUUCAAUGACGGCCUAGGAACAGUGGGUUAACUGCCUGUUCAGGGACAGAACUUGCAACCUUCUGGUUACUAGUCCAACGCUCUAACCACUAGGCUACCCUGCUGCCCCUGGAUCAAGAGGAUGAGAAUGUUUGAAAGUUUGUUCUGGCAGUUUGUCUUGUUGUUUUUGUUUAGUGGGAGAGAGAAAAAACGCCACUUACGCUGUUGGGAAAUGUAUUAAUAUUUUGAGUAUCAAAUAAAUUCAACAAAAGAUGUAAGAAGCUGCUAGACUCAAGGGCGUAUCUAAACGUGUAUUUACGGUAUUUCACCGGCCCGCCCAACCUCAUCAGCUGUCCGGAAUUAAUCCAAAGAAAACUUCCGGAAGAGGUGUGAAAAGGUGAAGCCACCAUCUGAUAACAAAGAAGAUGUUCACUUCUCACAUAGGAACAGAUUAGAUUGAUUGUUGUAGUCUACUUGGUAACCAUGUCGCACGAACUCGCUUUUCGUUGUCGCGUCACCUCUAUUAUGGAAGCUUUGACAGCAACAGUCGUGCAAGAAAUCUGUCAAUUUAUGGGAGAAAGCUAUGCUGCUCUUCGAGUGGAAAUGUUGCAUGAACAAAAUAAAAAAGAGACAAGGAUGGAGAAGCCAGCGAACUGCCGCAAGAACUUUUCAAAACCUGUUAGCCCACCAAGUUUGGGAAACUUUCCAAUCGUGGGGCAGGUCCUGAAUAAACAAGAGGCCAACUAUCAUUGGCUAGAAGACGGUGCUGUUUUUGAAGGCCUAGCAUCACCAGUGACGGAGAGACAAGAGCCAUCACAGCCCCCUGGUCAGAUUACAGACACGGUACCAUGGCCAGUAUGGCUCAUCAAACAGGAGGAAAUGGCUGAUGAUGAUUUGGAAUCGGAAGGUUACGGCGAGUGGAUUCCAGAGACUCCCAAGGCAAGCCAGAAUAUCACUGGAGAAAGUGAUGAGGAAGAGAGAAGUAAAGCCUCUGGGGGAUCCAGAGAACUUGGACUCGACGACUUCAAGAGAGAACAGAGUCCGUUGCUGGUGUCAGCUGAGGAUGCUGUGACACCCAUAAAGACAAAGUAUAAAGCACGCAUGUUAGAACACACUGGGAAGCCACGUUUCCGCUGCGAUAUCUGCGGUGAGAAAUUCCAGCGUCAGAGCGGCUUGACCAGGCACCAGCGGCACAAACACAACACCGUGAAAACCUACAGUUGCACUGUGUGUGGGAAAGGGUUCACCUACAUCAAAUCCCUCAACACGCAUGAGCUCACGCACUCUGAUGUCUCUAUCAGUUCAACUAUAACUCUGGAUGAAGCCACGGCAAGGAAAAGAGGUCUGACUGAUGAACCCACAGACAGAAAUGCAGCGAGAGAUAUGAUCAGUGCCAUCCUUCACUCAAAGCCAGGUGGAGAAAAGGUGUUCCAGGAGUAUGGGAAAACCAAAGGUCUUACGGAUAGCACACGGAGACUUAUGGUGAACAUUAUUGUGGCCGACAUGAUGGAAAAUCAUGGUAGGAUCCCCCCAUCAAGUGUCCGCACCAACUACGCCCUGGGGAUUGUGACUUUAUUCCCGUUCUUGAAUGAUCCAGAUUCAGAGCAUGGCUAUGAACAAUAUUACGACGCAGCUAGUGGGUCUGGUUAUCUGACCUGGAGAAUAAAGACAGUGGGGCGCAACAAAUCAUGUAAGACCAAGAGGAGAACCAAGUCCACCUAUCAAAAUGGUCCAAAGGCUCAACACAGUUCCCCUUCAGUUGUUGAGGAACUGUUAGGUGAUGAAUGCAAAGAUGAACAAGUGUCCAUGUCUGAGGUCUUGAUCUGCUCAGUUGGGUCUGAUUCCUCUGGAUCAGCUUUAACUCUGGAAAAAUCCAAGGCACGAAAAAGACGUCUGACUGAUGAACCUACAGACAGAAAUGCAGCAAGAGAUAUGAUCAGUGCCAUCCUUCACUCAAAGCCAGGUGGAGAAAAGGUAUUCCAGGAGUAUGGGAAAACCAAAGGUCUUACGGAUAGCACACGGAGACUGAUGGUGAACAUUAUUGUGGCCGACAUGAUGGAAAAUCAUGGUAGGAUCCCCCCAUCAAGUGUCCGCACCAACUACGCCCUGGGGAUUGUGACUUUAUUCCCCUACUUGAAUGAUCCAGAUUCAGAGCAUGGCUAUGAAAAAUAUUAUGAUGCAGCUAGUGGGUCUGGUUACCUGGCCUGGAGAAUAAAGACAGUGGGGCGCAACACGUCAUGUAAGACCAAGAAGAGAACCAAGCCCACCUAUCAAAAUGGUCCAAAGGCUCAGCGAAGUUGCCCUUCAGCUGUUGAGCAACUUUCGGGGGAUGAAUGCAAAGAGGCGAUAUCUGUGCUUCAGCAUACAACAACUAAUGAGUCACUGGUUCGAGAGAAGAUGAUGGCAACGUUCCAAUACAGACAGCAGGUGGUUCAUGAUCCGGGGAAGUCCUCAACUGUCCUAGAUGUCUUCCCCAGAUUCCUUGACACUACAGGCUUGAUCAACCAAGAUUUCACCAGACUUUUCGGAGAGGUGGUGUCUGGGACAUUUAUGGCGAAGUGGCCAACAUUUUUCAAACCCAGGGUCAUCGCAGAUUGCAAAACCCUUCCCUUCAGCGAACCUGUGGAAGACCUCCUCUCAUCUGCUCAGCAGGAAUCCAAUGAUUAUGGAUGGGAGAGUGACUUGGCAGCCAUUUUGUUGCUUCUGCAUCUCUUACCCCCGACCUCAAAGGGCCCGAAGACCGCAAAGAUCCGUACCUCUCAAGCUGCUGACCAUCUGGUUAGAUUUAUGAAGGUAGGGACAAGUAUGGUGACCUUCCUUGAGACAGUUGGAUAUGAGCAGCAGCCCUUCCUCCUCUGUGUCGGUGAAAGGAAGAACAGCCUUCAGAAGUUUUACAUUGUCGUUGACCAGAAGGCCAUCCCAUGCAAGGCCCAAACAUCAGUGGCAGCUUUUGACGAGCUCUUUAAGGCACACUAUGUCUUCAGUGUGUCCUACCAUGAAGCGUUGUGUAACUUCUACACAUUCAUCCAGACCACCGUGUACGGUAUUGACGUGGGGAAGGCAAAGGAGUCCUCAAGAGUCAAGGAGAUUAGAGUAAGGCUGCUUAACAAAGACCAGGGGAAUGGUGCCGCCGGUGCGCAAGGGAGCGGUGCUCCCGCCCUUUUGCAAUUUGAGAAUAUAAGUCAGUAGUUGAAUAGAAUAGGGCAGUAUCACCAUCUGCUCUAUUUCGCUCCUGAAACAGUAACUCAAGAAGAUCUAAGUGCGUAUCCCCAUGAAGCUGAUUGAGAUCAAAUGAUUGUCAUGCAGAUGCAGUUUGGACAUUUCACCAGUAAAACUCAAAUAAUUAUCGUUCACCAAUGACACUGAUGGCCUAUUUGUAAAUUAGAUACCCUCAAACACAAAGUUCGGUAUAUUACAUUUUAGUGAGAGAGUGUGAGCAUAGGGCAGAUGUUGCAGUUGGAGAAUGCAUUUUGUGCAUAUUGUAUUAUAAUAUUCAUUAGGUUACAUCUGUCAGUACAAACUUUGAUUGUAAAAUUAUGUAAUUCACUUUUUGGGGGUUGGCUCCCGCACCUAACAAAAACAAAUGGCACUAUACCACUUACAUAGAUCUGUGAAUUGAGAUGUGUUUACUUGUUUCAUUUGUAAAAUACACUACAGCAGUUGUGCAUUGCUUUUUGACAAGUUUCAUCAUGGUUUGUCAAUAAAACGUCAUUCAAUCUGGA